Molecule: messenger RNA, 508 nt
Organism: Cylas formicarius (sweet potato weevil)
Lineage: Eukaryota; Metazoa; Arthropoda; Insecta; Coleoptera; Brentidae
Product: RNA-binding protein 48
Exons: 2
Coding region: 65-508 (147 amino acids)
Cellular component (GO): nucleoplasm
Molecular function (GO): RNA binding
Source: RefSeq, a predicted model, not a curated record
AACGAAGAAAUCAAACUAGCCAACUGUCGUCUAUGGUGGACACUCGAUUCGUAACCUCCAAACGAUGGACGACGCUGCGGAAAACGUCAAAGAAAUAAAGCACCACAAGCAAGACAGUUAUUGUAUCACCCGACCGGCUUACCGUCAGGGUAGGAAAUUAACUGCAGUAAAGGUUUACACGGUGAACAACGAGUCGCAACACCUUUACGUGUACGGCGUGCCGAAAAUCGACCUGCGUAAGGAACUGAGGCAACUCUGCGUUAAGUACGGGGAGGUUUCGCGCGUCGCCGUAGUCGAGGACGUGAAAACCGAAAUUUUUACCCAAUGUUUCCACGUCGAAUACAAGAGGAUACAGUCGGCCCGUAUCGCUAAACGUCUGCUGGACACGAGGUCGUUUUACGGUGGAAUUUUGCACGUGUGUUACGCGCCAGAAAGUGAAACUGUUGAUCAGACCAGAUCGAAGCUGUCGCAAAGGAGACGGGACAUUUUAAAUAGGCUGGGCGGAUGA